Messenger RNA from Oreochromis aureus, 1237 nucleotides. RefSeq names its product nucleolar protein 7 (gene nol7). The transcript has 8 exons. Gene Ontology annotation, cellular component: nucleus. The record is from RefSeq and is a predicted model, not a curated record. Lineage: Eukaryota; Metazoa; Chordata; Actinopteri; Cichliformes; Cichlidae. Gene Ontology annotation, molecular function: RNA binding. Bases 53 to 745 code for a protein of 230 amino acids.
GCGUCACGUUGUGUGCGGCGUGGCCUGAUGACGUCUCACAACGCUGGACAACAUGGCGAAGAAACAACGUGGGAAAGCGAGCUCGACGUCAAAGACGGCGGACAUCGAAAAGCCCACCGAGAGUUUCACCUUGUCGUUGGAGUCUAGCGACGAUGAAGCUCCAGAGGAGGUGACCUUUGAAGACUCCAAAGCUGAGGCUCUGCGGAGCAUGAAACAGGCGCUGGAUACCGCUAGAAGGGAAAAGGAGCUGCUAAAAGAGAAGAGGAGGAAGAGACAGGAGCUCUUCCAGGAACAGAAGAAAAGAAAACUCUUAUCGGCUGACGUGUUGGAGGAAAUCGACUCAGCUUCCUCAAAGAAGCAGAAACAGUCUGAAGAUGAAGGUGAACAGGAGGAAAAGCCAGAAAAAGAGGGGCGAGACGGAAAGAAGAAGAAAAAGAAAAGGAGCGGGAAAUUGGCAAAUGCCCGGAAUCUGAAGGGGAAGUACACAGUGACGACGGUGAAAGAGCGAACGCUGGCAUCCUUCCAACAGCAGGUGGCCGAGGAGUUCAUCCGGUCCAGACUGUACGGACCAGGAACCUGCAGGACCACAAGUAAUGAGAUGCUGUCCCUCCAGAACAAGAAGGGGUGGAAUAAAAGUGCGGCAGUGCAUUUUGUCAAGAAAGACUGGGGUACGUUCAGAACAAGCCUGAGAUUGAUGACCAGAGGAAGUUUACUUCAGCUUUUACAGUCCAGUUACAGCCUCUAAGGAGAAAGCCAAAGCAGAGAAGCUGAAGAAGAGGUGGCUCCACAAACAGCAGAUUCCCUCCUGUUGAUGGGACGUAAGCCAUCAGCCUGUGAGCACACUUCGCCCCAUGGCUGUUUAAAAGGACUCAAAACAGUCAGCAUCACUGAGGGGGUGGCAGCACUGUUGAAGCUUCAGGAUGGGACGGUAUACAGACUCUGAACUUGUCACAGAGACUCAAAAGACUGAGAUCCCACCCAAUUAUAGUCCUUCAACAGGUUUUUCAUCACAGCUUUGCCUAGAAGCAGAGGUCUUAUUACUGGGUCUCACAGUUUGUAAGGCUUCAAUGUGAAUUUGUGUUUCGUGUUUUUCUGCAGUCACUUGUGUUUAAGGUGUUUUCAAACCUGAAAGGCUAAAAAUCAGAUGUUUUGCUUUUUUUUCUGUAAAAGUUCUGUAUGAAUAAAUGCUGAUUGUUUUCUUUCAUAUUUGUAUGAGAUAAAAACCCUGAUGCCUUCA